Molecule: messenger RNA, 2202 nt
Organism: Penicillium daleae
Lineage: Eukaryota; Fungi; Ascomycota; Eurotiomycetes; Eurotiales; Aspergillaceae
Product: fungal specific transcription factor domain-containing protein
Exons: 5
Coding region: 1-2202 (733 amino acids)
Biological process (GO): DNA-templated transcription
Molecular function (GO): DNA binding; zinc ion binding
Source: RefSeq, a predicted model, not a curated record
AUGCUAAUCGGCUGUGGUGCAGAUGCUUGCCUUGUCGUCAGCAUAAGGAAAAAUGUACUUCUGCACCCUUCUCAUGGCCAAGCCUGGGUCUUUCCUCGUCUUUUCACACAAAUUGACAUAACUCGAAAGGCGGAGGCGGCAAUCCCUGUGCUCGUUGUAAAGAGCGCAAAAGAUCGUGCGGCUUCGACAGUGCAGACAGCCGACAAGUAUCGAGAUUACGACAUGAUUCCUCGGAGUGAGGAUGGAGAGCUUUCAGAACGGCAUGCCAAGGAGCUUCAAAUGAAGCGAAUUAUCACACACUUCUUGGGCGACGUCUCAUUUGAAUCGAAUGCACUCCAGAAACUUGCAGAUGCUUUAGAUCAGGGGCGGGGACAGGAGCAAUCGGAUAAUGAUGCAAACGAUUCUGCCCUACGAGAUCAUUACUCCGUCGACAUGCUCUCAACUAGCACAAUGCAUUAUUCGGGAGAGUUAUCCCAUUGGAACUUUUCCAAAAUGCUUGAGCGGCGACUACGAACUCUUGGGAAAUUGACACAAGAUGGGGCCUCUGCCCACGCGACGGGUUUCUUUCGAGCCACUGACUUGCAUUCAUCUGGAUCUUGUAUUGCUCUUGCCAAGUCAUAUUUCCCGCCAAAACGUAUCGCGGAGUUUUUGACCAAUGCCUUCAUGAAAUUCAGUCAAACAAACUACUUUUACUUUGAUGAAGCUACCUUCCGUGAAAAAUUGGACUUCUAUUACAGCAAUACACGUCCACCAUCAAUCAACGAUGCAGGCUGGAUAUGUACCCUUCUCAUGACUUUCGCGGUUGGCACGCAGUUUGCGUCCAAUUCAACACCUAGUGGCGCGACCUCUGCUACUGAAAGUAUAUCUGAUGACCAAAUUGGGGUGGAACUUUAUCGGUUUUCAUGUCGACUUAUCCCUGAUCUUAUUACAGUUGCAAGUGUGGAGACUGUUCAGGCAUUCUUGCUGAUGGGUGUGUAUACCAUGCCGAUCGACACAGCAGGUCUAGCAUACGUAUACUAUGGCCUAGCAAUCAAGAUGGCAAUUCAGAAUGGCAUGCACCGCAAGCUACCAGAGGGAACCUUAGCCCCGGAGAUUGCCGAGGUGCGAAAUCGCCUUUGGUGGUCUGCAUACUCGUUGGAACGUCGAAUCGGUAUUCUACAUGGCCAGCCUGUGUCCGUUUCCCCUGCUGAGAUCGAUGCCCCAAUGCCCUUCGACUUGCCCGCCCUGCGACCGAGCGACCAAUUGACCAAUCUACCCAACUUCAUCGCUGCCAUCGUCUUGACAGAUCACCUGUCGAAAGCCUCCGAGGCGAUGAAGUCUCUUCGGCGUUGCCCGAAAGCCAGGAAGAAGCAUUUCCUUCGACAACUUGCUGCCACGCGCGAUGAACUAAUCUCAUGGUGGGAUAGCCUUUCCACUGAGACUUACUGCCGUGAUCUCACAGUUACUGGGCCGUUCUUUCGUUGCAACAUCCACCUUGAGAUAUAUUUUAAGACGACUCUGAUAUACAUGGGCCGUCCCUUCAUCAUAUCUCAGGUAUCGUCUGGAAUGCUUGACUCGGUCGACAGUGCCAGGACACAUGGAAUCCCUGAUAUCGUCAACAUUCUCCGCCACGACUCACUCCAUGCGGCGCUCAGAGUAGUUGAGCUAUGCCAGCUCUUACAAGACACUGUCGGUCUUGCACGUGUCUCUUACACUGAGUUCAAUGGAUGUCGUGUUGCUUUACUGGCAUUGAUCGCCCACAGCAUCAACGGGCCAUCAAGCAGUAUAUCCAGAACUUUGAACCAAGGCAUGGCACUUAUUCGGCAAAUCUGCACGGGGUUGGAAUCCGCCCAAUCCGAAAUAGCCGUCAUCGAAGCGCUUGAACGGGCCAGGCAGCGGUUGCACAAUCAUUCAGUCGCUGAGCAGAGUGGGUCGACAGAGUCUACAACAGGCUAUGACCAAUUCAGAGAAUGGACAAAACUCUGGCGAGGUGAUUUGCUGGAGGGAGGUGAUGUCGAUGUCUCGAGUGGCCAGGACAUCUCGUUUGACCCACACUCUCCAAACUCCAUCCCUUCCUUUGAUGGAUUCUUCUCAUCUUUUCCGAAUGAACUCAGUGAAUUUACCGCUAUUCCGGGGCUAGACUACAAUCUGCCUCUUGGCCAGGACUGGCUACGGGAGCCCCAAGCCGAAGGCUCGGGAUGGCUAAUGGAUCCACCACUUUAA